Molecule: messenger RNA, 2908 nt
Organism: Phyllostomus hastatus (greater spear-nosed bat)
Lineage: Eukaryota; Metazoa; Chordata; Mammalia; Chiroptera; Phyllostomidae
Gene: MINAR1
Product: membrane integral NOTCH2 associated receptor 1
Exons: 4
Coding region: 152-2908 (918 amino acids)
Biological process (GO): negative regulation of TOR signaling; negative regulation of cell population proliferation
Cellular component (GO): plasma membrane
Source: RefSeq, a predicted model, not a curated record
GGGGACCAGUGGGCUCCGGAGCCUUCCGGAAGCACGGCAUCCGAGGCUGUGUGGACCACAGCCAGAGAGGUUCGGGAGACCCGCAUGGACCCUGCUCCGGGAGCCUCGGAGAACUGACUCGGAGUCGGCGAGCCUGUGCGAAUUCUGAGUCAUGGAGGCCAGCCAGGAAACCUCCGUCUUCCUGGUGAAGAUCUUGGAGGAGCUGGACAGCAAGCAAAACUCCGUGUCCUACCAGGACCUGUGCAAGUCCCUGUGCGCCCGCUUCGACCUGCCGCAGCUCGCCAAGCUGAGGAGCGUGCUCUUCUACACGGCGUGCCUCGACCCCAACUUCCCAGCCACGCUGUUCAAAGACAAGAUGAAAUGCACCGUGAACAACCAGCAGUCCAAGAAAAUCAUGGUGGCCGCAGACAUCGUCACGAUCUUCAACCUCAUCCAGAUGAACGGGGGUGCCGCCAAGGAGAAGCUGCCCACGGGCCGGCAGAAGCCGCGCAAGAAGGAGGCGUCCUUCGAGUCCUGCAGGCCGGACGCGGAGGUCUGCCCCGCGGCCGAGUGCGGGCCCCUGAACUGCGAGCUGGACGGCAGACCUUUCGGCCAGGGCUACCCCGCCCGGCAGCCGUCCAAGUGCCGGGAGACGGGCUGCAAGGACUGCCCGCAGUUCGUGCCGGCCUCCGAGCCCAACUUCCUGCUGGGGGUCAGCAAGGAGGCCAAAGCCCGCGCGGCCUCGCUGGACCGGCUGCAGGCCCUGGCCCCGUACGCGGUCGCCAGCCCUCAGCCCUGCGAGAUGCAGAGGACCUACUUCCCCAUGAACAUCGACAACGAGCCCGUCUCGGACCAGGACUCGCUGCCCAUCGCCCAGGGCAUCAAGGAGACCUUCCUCGCCCACGACGAGCCCUUCGUGGUCCCCUCCUGCGUCCAGAAGAGGAACAUCUUCAAAGAGGAUUUUCACAACCUGAUGCCCGUGUCCCCCAGUUUGGUUGGCCCCGCGAACAAGGCAAAGGGGGAGCACGGGGAGCCCCCGAGCCGGAAGGAGCCCCACAAGACACCCUUCUUGAACCACAGCUUUGAGAUGCCCUACAACAGCCAGUACCUGAAUCCCAUGUACUCGCCUGUCCCUGACAAAAGGCGGGUGAAGCACGAAAGCCUAGAUGACCUUCAAGCCUCCACGUAUUUUGGACCCACCCCCGUGAUGGGGACCCCGGAAGCCAGGCGCUGCCUGGGGAGGCCCGGCAAGCAGACCCCCUGGCCAGCCAAAAGCUGGAGCCUGAACACGGAAGAGGUCCCUGACUUCGAACGGUCCUUUUUCCAUCGGAACCCUUCCGAGGAGAAGCUGCGCUAUCCAAACCCCGGCGGCCAGUCGCCCAGCUUCCCGGCGCCGGACCAGCGGCCGGCUUACCUCUCACCAGAGGAGCAGCAGCCGAUGCUCCCCGUUGGCUACGCGGCGAAAUCCAGCGGGCUCAAAUCUAAGGAGAUCCCGUCCGCCCUUGACCUGGAGAAGCAUGAACCGGCGAAAAAGUUCAAGGACAAGAGUAUCAGCUGCACCAGUGGGCAGCUCAGCUCGGACACCAGCAGCGUGGGCACCCAGACCGAGCAGCACCUGCCGGAGCCCAAGAAAUGCAAAGACCUAGGUGCCUCGGGGCACGGCAGGUACGGGGACAGGCACGCCAGGAAGCAGUCGGACGACGACUCCGAGAUCGUCAGCGACGACAUCAGUGACAUUUUCCGAUUCCUCGAUGACAUGAGCAUCAGUGGCUCCACGGGAGUGAUACAGUCAUCCUGCUACAACAGCACAGGGUCCUUGUCCCAGCUUCACAAGUCGGACUGUGACAGUUCGCCGGAGCGCAACAUCCCCAAAGUAGCCAAUGGGCUCCCCGGCAGCAAAGGAGAAAAGGGCAACCGGCUCGACAAUGGCCACCACUCAGAAGAGGAGUUGAAGACCAGUGUCUGCAAACUGGUGCUCCGGAUCGGCGAAAUCGAACGGAAGCUGGAAUCGCUGUCGGGUGUCCGCGAGGAAAUCUCCCACGUCUUGGGCAAGCUGAACAAGUUGGAUCAGAAAAUGCAGCAGCCGGAGAAGGUGAGCGUGCAGAUUGACCUGAACUCCCUGACCAGCGAGGCGCCCUCCGAAGACAGCGCCUCCCCCCGGAUGUUCCGUGUGCACGGUGGCUCCCACGGGCCCAAACUGGAGAGCAGCGCCGCCGACUGGUGCUGCUCCGACGCCAGCGGAAGCAACAGCGAGAGCCUGCGGGUCAAAGCUCUGAAGAAGAGCCUCUUCACCAGGCCGUCCUCCCGGUCGCUGACGGAGGAGAACAGCGCCACCGAGUCCAAAAUCGCCAGCAUCUCCAACUCGCCCAGGGACUGGCGCACCAUCACCUACGCCAGCCGCGCGGGCCUCGGCGAGGAGGAGGUCCCGGACAGAGGCCCUGGGGAGAGCAAGGACUGGCAUCGCAAAUCGAAGGAGGGCGAGCGGCAGUACGACGCGCCCCCCCAGCACCGCCUGCCCAAGCAGCCCAAGGACGGCUUCCUGGUGGAGCAGGUGUUCAGCCCGCACCCCUACCCCGCCUCCCUCAAGGCCCACCUGAAGAGCAGCCCCCUCUACACGGACAUGCGGCUGACCGAGCUGGCCGAGGUGAAGCGGGGUCAGCCCGCCUGGACCCUGGAGGAGUACCCCCGGAACGCGGGCGACAAGGGCAAGCUGGCUGCCCUGGACCUGCAGACGCAAGAAUCUUUAAACCCAAACAACCUAGAGUAUUGGAUGGAAGAUAUUUAUACUCCGGGCUAUGACUCGUUACUCAAACGCAAGGAAGCCGAGUUCCGCAGAGCCAGGGUCUGCAAGAUCGCGGCGCUGAUCGCCGCCGCCGCCUGCACGGUCAUCCUGGUCAUUGUUGUGCCCAUCUGCACUAUGAAAUCGUGA